AUGCCUGCUGCCCCUGCUGGUGGCGCUCUUAACGGUCAACCACAUUUGUUCGGAGCCGAUCCUGAGGUUGCCGCCGGAGAAGGCGAUCUUGAGCGAUUACUGCGACAGCUGGAGGCUGGCCAGUACAUGACCGGAGGCCGGUGCCGAAGGGACUGCGACGUGGUCGGGAAUUUGUCGUUGGCAUUCACGAGGAGCGUGAGAUUGGUCGGAGAUGGAAGAGAUGCCUGGGUGUUCGACAUUGACGAGACGCUCCUCUCCAACGCGGAGAUCUUCAAUGAGACUUCCUUCAAUAAUUUGGUGAACUUUGCUGCCGCACCAGCUUUGCUAGCCAAUUUGAUUUUGUUCAAUGAGCUUAAGGAAUUGGGGUUCAGGAUAUUUCUCAUAACUGGGAGGAGUGAAUAUCAAAGGAAUGCUAUAGAGGCAAACCUUCUACUUGGGUACAGAAAUUGGGAGAUUUGA
This is a messenger RNA of Sphenostylis stenocarpa, 459 nucleotides long. The record is from the annotation of a GenBank genome assembly. NCBI's taxonomy places the organism in Eukaryota, Viridiplantae, Streptophyta, Magnoliopsida, Fabales, Fabaceae.